CAUUCACGCUCUUUCACGCUUUUCUCGCCGACCAAUGUCCGCACCUGAUUCAAACCCGCCCGAUGAGAAGGAUGAGAAGAAGCUCGAAGUCGAGGUUCAGUCCAGCACAAAGUCGAGUGUGGAAUCUCAGUCCCCCGUCGAAAGCAAAGUCAGCGACGGGCUAACAGAUGAAGAGAGGGAGUUGGUUCGACGCGCCAAGCUCAAGCUGGAUCUCACCUUAAUGCCUGUGAUGGCGAUGUUCAAUUUCCUUGGUUAUUUGGAUCGCACUAAUAUCGGCAAUGCUCGCAUCGCCGGAAUGCAAUCCGACUUGAGCCUGACCGACAAACAAUUCUCGAUUGCUAUAGCUGUUUUCUAUGGCCCGUAUAUUUUAUCAGAGCUACCUUCGAAUCUCGUACUCAAAAAGAUUGGGCCUAACUUUCUACUUCCUGCGGUCUUGACCGGUUGGGGGAUUGUCGUUCUUGCCCAGGGUUUCGUGAAAAAUUAUGGUGGCCUUCUCGCCAUUCGUCUUGUGCUAGGACUGUUGGAAGGCCCUAUGUUUCCGGGAAUCGUCCUCUAUCUAUCAGGAUUCUAUACCCGGAAAGAACUGUCUCUGAGGAUUGCUUACUUCGCGUCUUCUGCGUCUGUUGGAGGUGCCUUCUCCGGUUUACUGGCGGCUGGAAUCACGCGAAUGCACGGGAAAUCGGGGCUCCCUGGGUGGCGAUGGAUCUUCAUCAUUGAAGGAUUAAUUACCCUUGUAGUCGGGCUCAUAGGCUUCUUCCUCGUCCCCGCCAACCCGGAGAAGUCAAGGGUCCUUUCGCCAGCGGAGAAAAAGUCUGUAGCGAAACUUCUUGAAAUGGACCGGCCUCCGAUAGGAGCAGACGAGAAAUUCAAUCCGAAGGAGAUCGUUCGCUCUAUCACCUCACCCCACGUCUUCUUCGUUUUCGUCGUGUUCAUUCUGGGAGGAAGCAUAUACAACGGGCUGGCUGUUUUCGUCCCAACCAUCAUCAAUGAUUUGGAUUUCACAGCUAACGAGAGUCAGCUUUUGAGCGUUGGACCUUUUGCCGUGGCUUUCGUCGUCAGCAUCAUUGGAUCAUGGAUUUCUGACAGGUUCAAUCGACGUGGUCCCCCUCUUAUUGUCCUUGCCACCAUUCUAACCAUCGGUUGGGUAAUCUUCUACGUUUCACAAAAUAAUUGGCUCAGCUAUGCGUCUUUCUUCUUCAUGGUUCCUGGCAUCUAUGCCUGUACGCCGAUCGCGGCAGCCUGGUUGUCCAACAACUCCGAGCCCUACUUCAGAAGGGCAACCAGCAUUGCAUUUGCGUUCAUGGCCACCAAUGUCGGGGGCAUAUUCAGCACUACACAAUUCCCUAGAAAGGACGCGCCCAGGUACCGGACAGCGACGAUAACGAACCUCACGUUCUCCGUCAUCAUUACCCUUAGCGCAGCGACGAACAUGCUUCUCCUCCGAUGGAUGGACUCGCGGAAAGCUCGUAAUCGGGACAAGAUUCUGGCUCCAUUCAUUAAUGAAAGCGACUCGGAUGGAACUGGGAAGGAAGCGUGGCUGGAGCUUGGUGACAAGCAUCCUGACUUCAAGUAUACACUGUAG
Messenger RNA from Coprinopsis cinerea okayama7#130, 1582 nucleotides. RefSeq lists its product as hypothetical. Gene Ontology annotation, cellular component: membrane. Gene Ontology annotation, molecular function: transmembrane transporter activity. Bases 35 to 1582 code for a protein of 515 amino acids. The transcript has 12 exons. Gene Ontology annotation, biological process: transmembrane transport. The record is from RefSeq and is a predicted model, not a curated record. Lineage: Eukaryota; Fungi; Basidiomycota; Agaricomycetes; Agaricales; Psathyrellaceae.